AACUACAAUUCCCCUGAAACACGCAGUUUCCGGUAAGAUGGUGGUUGUGUUCAGACGGUGAAGUUACGUUUGUUUGGUUGUGGAGUGUAGUGGCGAUGGCUGGAGACCUUUUUGACAGAAAGGAAAAUGAGCCCCCCUUUUUAAAGGAGAGAGAAAAGAAACGUUCACGGUCCCGAGAGAGGAGAAAUUCACCUUCGAAAGAUAGAAAACGACAUCGCUCCCGUGACAGGAAACGUUCCAGGUCACGGUCAGGAGAUAGAGAGAGACGACAUAAAGACAAGGAUCGAGACAAAGAUAAAAGUAGAAAAGAUCGUGAUCGAGAUAGGCAUCGCAGAAGGAAGUCCAGAAGUCCUACAUCAGGCAAGCAUAAAGACAGUCGGUCAAAGAAAGAUAAGGACCAGAAGAAAGUAAAGACUGAAAAAGAUGAUAAGAAGAAAAAGAAGGUACAGCCACUCUCCUUGGAGGAGUUGCUGGCCAAGAAGAAGGCAGAGGAAGAAGAAGAAGCCAAGCCAAAAUUCCUUUCAAAAGCAGAGCGUGAAGCAGAAGCAUUGAAGAGGCGACAACAAGAGGUGGCAGAGAAACAGAAACUGAUUGAGGAAGAACGAAAAAAGAGGAGGAUGUUCCAGGACAUGGGGCGCAAAAUGUUGGAAGAUCCACAGGAACGAGAGAGACGAGAGCGUCGAGAGAGAAUAGAACGAGAGACAAGUGGAGUUGAAGAGGAAGAUGGACGACAGAAAAUUCGAGAAGAAAAGGAUAAAACCAAAGAGCUGCAAGCUAUCAAGGAAAGAUACCUGGGAGGAAUCAAAAAGCGCAGACGUACUCGUCACUUAAAUGACAGGAAAUUUGUAUUUGAGUGGGAUGCAUCGGAAGACACUUCAGUUGACUACAAUCCUUUGUAUAAAGAAAGGCAUCAGGUGCAGCUUUUAGGCCGUGGUUUCAUUGCUGGAAUUGACUUGAAACAACAGAAACGGGAGCAGUCACGCUUCUAUGGUGACCUCAUGGAAAAGAGGAGGACACUGGAGGAGAAAGAGCAAGAAGAGGCUCGGUUGCGUAAGGUGCGAAAGAAGGAGGCCAAGCAGAGGUGGGAUGAUCGACACUGGUCUCAGAAGAAACUGGAUGAAAUGACAGACAGAGACUGGAGAAUCUUCCGUGAAGAUUACAGUAUCACAACCAAAGGAGGAAAGAUCCCCAACCCUAUCCGCUCCUGGAUCGAGUCUACCCUUCCUCCUCAUAUCCUUGAGGUCAUCGACAAGUGUGGAUACAAAGAACCAACACCUAUCCAGCGGCAGGCUAUUCCGAUUGGAUUACAGAACAGAGACAUCAUCGGAGUGGCAGAAACGGGUAGUGGUAAAACUGCUGCUUUCCUUAUACCUCUACUGGUAUGGAUUACCACAUUACCUAAAAUUGAAAGGAUUGAAGAUUCUGAUCAGGGUCCUUAUGCAAUCAUUCUUGCUCCGACCCGUGAGUUGGCUCAACAGAUCGAGGAGGAAACAAUAAAAUUUGGAAAGCCACUUGGGAUUCGUACUGUUGCUGUGAUUGGUGGUAUUUCACGAGAGGAUCAAGGCUUCCGGCUGAGGAUGGGCUGUGAGAUUGUAAUUGCCACUCCAGGUCGUAUGAUUGAUGUGCUGGAGAACCGUUACCUUGUUCUGAGUCGGUGCACCUAUGUAGUUCUUGAUGAAGCUGACAGGAUGAUUGACAUGGGUUUCGAACCAGAUGUUCAGAAAAUUCUUGAACACAUGCCUGUAACUAAUCAGAAACCAGACAGUGAUGAAGCAGAGGACCCAGAGAAGAUGCUUGCAAACUUUGAGUCUGGAAAACAUAAGUACAGACAGACUGUGAUGUUUACAGCUACCAUGCCUCCUGCAGUAGAAAGGCUGGCAAGGAGCUAUCUGCGCCGUCCUGCUGUGGUGUACAUUGGUUCUGCUGGUAAACCUCAUGAAAGAGUUGAACAGAAGGUGUUCCUGAUGUCUGAGGCAGAAAAGAGGAAGAAGUUAUUAGAGAUCCUUGGCAGUGGCUUCGACCCACCUAUUAUCAUCUUUGUCAACCAGAAAAAAGGUUGCGAUGUCCUGGCUAAAUCACUGGAAAAGAUGGGGUACAAUGCCUGUACAUUGCAUGGUGGCAAAGGACAAGAACAGCGAGAGUUUGCUCUGUCCAAUCUUAAGGCUGGUGCUAAAGAUAUCCUGGUAGCCACUGAUGUUGCUGGUCGUGGUAUUGACAUUCAUGAUGUGUCCAUGGUCCUUAAUUAUGACAUGGCCAAAAACAUUGAAGAUUAUAUCCAUCGUAUUGGUCGUACUGGCAGAGCUGGCAAGAGUGGUGUCGCUAUCACGUUCUUGACGAAAGAGGACUCUUCCGUGUUUUAUGACCUGAAGCAAGCUAUCUUAGAAAGCCCUGUGUCAUCAUGUCCACCAGAAUUAGCCAAUCACCCUGAUGCACAGCACAAACCAGGGACUAUUCUCACUAAGAAGAGACGAGAGGAGACGAUAUUUGCUUGAGCUGCACAUAUUUUCACUGUACUGCUACAGACGGUUUACUGGGAAAAAUAAUGAAAAAAAAACAAUUAAUAUGCAGGUUUCACAAUCUGAGACCAGAUGGAUCAGAAGUUGUACUCCACUAGAACGCCACUGAGUGGAGCCAAAGAAAAAGUCUAAUUCAAAGAAUUAGGUCUGUGAAGGCUUCAUAUCUGUCCUUAAAUUUAGUUUGGUCUGUAAUGGCCAAGAUAUUGGGAGCAGUCAAAUCCAGACUUGGAUUUUUUCAUUGUAAUUCUAGUAGUAAUCCAGGUUGUAUGAUGUCUGUCCUCACAAAACUGGAGGAACCCAAGUACUGUCUGAUGUCUGUCAGCACAUAAAACUGAAGGAACCCGAAUGUAUAUAAAAUGGGUUGACAGUAACUUGUCAUGAUUUUAGGUGGCCAGUGUCUCCUUUAAUUAUUUAAAUUGGUUAGACCUUUUUAAUGGUAAGUGCAGUAUUACUUCAGUGUUUUGAUUUUUAGAAGUAACACUGCCCCCCCUUGCUUUUAGUAAUCUUACUUACACAGUAGAUGUUGAUUGCUUAAUCACCAUGUAAAUUCAGUAUGGCCAAACAAAAGUUUAUCACUGUAGCAGGAUGACUACUUCAGUAUACACAAUAUAGCACUUGAAUUUUAUGUUUUAGCAUGAUCCGAAUAUUUAUUUUCACAGACUACCUUCCUAAGUUGCAGGUACCUCCAUAUCAAUAACAUUCGCAAUAUAAACUGUGCAAAUCACAGUUGGAUUUUCUUGGUAUUUCCAAACCCACAUUAACAUGCCCAGCAAAGGGCGCAGAUAAGAAGGCACAGAUGUUCUGUUCAUAAACCAGCAGAAAUUGCUUCAACGUGUACCCCCUUCAUUGGUGAGGAUGUCCAGCUUCGUGCUACAGAAGGAGAGUCUUGGGUUCAACUCUUUCCCUCCCCUGUGUGCCACUGAAUCACGCAUUCUGCCCUUUUGUGGCCCCUGAGGUGCAGAUUAUUGACCAUCUCCAGAGAGCAUUGUGAUACUUUGGUAUAUUUAGCUCUCCUGUUUUAGCAACUUUGUUAAAUAUAGGCCAUUGGGGUCAUGUACUGUAGGUCUGUGGCAACACAUUUGUUUUUUGUUUUUGUUUUUGUUGACUGUAGAUGUGUUUGUAUACAUUAUGAACUGAGAGAGGUGUGGACAGUUUGAUCAGUGACCUGAAGAAAAUACCUGGCUGAGAAAAAAAUAACUCUUCCGGUCCGUGCUUUGUAAUAUGUUUUAUAAUACUGAGCAAGAGUAAUGAUAUAUGUUUUGUGUAUAUAAUAGACUUUGUUAUGUUUCUUUACACAAGACUUUGUUAAAAAAGUCAAUAAAACCACCAGUCAGUCUUCCUCAGGGAAGAGAUUA
Molecule: messenger RNA, 3871 nt
Organism: Protopterus annectens (West African lungfish)
Lineage: Eukaryota; Metazoa; Chordata; Ceratodontiformes; Protopteridae
Gene: DDX23
Product: DEAD-box helicase 23
Exons: 17
Coding region: 96-2492 (798 amino acids)
Biological process (GO): mRNA splicing, via spliceosome
Cellular component (GO): catalytic step 2 spliceosome
Molecular function (GO): ATP binding; RNA helicase activity; RNA binding
Source: RefSeq, a predicted model, not a curated record